Molecule: messenger RNA, 924 nt
Organism: Anopheles darlingi
Lineage: Eukaryota; Metazoa; Arthropoda; Insecta; Diptera; Culicidae
Exons: 2
Coding region: 82-684 (200 amino acids)
Source: RefSeq, a predicted model, not a curated record
AACCAUAAGCCCAACUGCGCAAACGUCUAGCACGCCUGAAGUAGGAAUAUUGUGUUUCUUUUUGUUUUCUAGGAACCGGAGAUGAAGUCGUUUGUCGUUCUUGCCGCCAUCUUGGCCACCGUUGCAGCCGCACCGUACCAGCUGAUUCUGCUGGAUGAAGCCGAUCUGCCGAUCGCCCCGAUCCGUGUGGUUCGUGCCGCUAAUGGUGGUGGCGGUUUGAGCGGAAGUGCGGCCAACGCCGGUGCCCAAUCGUUCAAUCAGGGUGGUGGCUUCGGAGGUUUCCCUGGACACGGUGGAGGUGGUUUCGGUGGACUCUCCGGAUCGGCUGCCAACGCCGGUUCUCAGUCAUUCACCCAGGGAGGAGGGGGAGGACAUGGAGGUGGCUUCCCCGGAUUCGGUGGUCUCUCCGGAUCGGCAGCCAAUGCUGGCGCCCAGUCGUUCAACCAGGGUGGUGGUGGUGGCCAUGGAGGACACGGUGGACUGUCCGGUUCGGCUGCUUCGGCCGGUAGCCAAUCGUUUACCCAGGGUGGUGGCCAUGGAUUCCCUGGAUUUGGUGGAUUCUCCGGUUCGUCGGCCAAUGCUGCCUCGCAGUCGUUCACUCAAGGAGGCGGCCAUGGUGGAUUCGGUGGUGGUUUGGCUGGAUCGGCUGCCAAUGCCGGUGCUCAGUCCAUUGUCGCCCAUUGAAACCUCCCUACCUCAGUCGAAGCAGAUCGGUGAUUGAUUCGCGAACUUCAACUACAAGUACAAAAACCGGGCGGACGAACAUCACGGAAGACAACAGGUCUUUAUCUUCAUCAAUACUCCUCUGCAGUCUAUUUGUGAUAUUGACAACAACAAAAACUACGAAAAUGUAUGUUCAAACAUCGGACAGGAACAGUAUUCGAAGCAAGAAGGAAAACAAAAACGUUAAUAAAAUAACAAACG